CUUCUCAUUUUUCUACGAAGCUGCUGCGUUGUAAAAUGCACUGUUUUCCUCAAAAAUUUUAUCUAUGUGAAUGGGUAUUUCGAAAGGCUUAUGUCGAGGUUUUUUGCGAACUCUACCAUCAUUUCACUGGCUUUUUCACACCAUUAAAGCGACACCAUUUUCACUCUUUUUGUACGAAAACUCAUAUUAAAGUUUUUUAUGUAUUAUGAUUUUGUGACAAAACUUCAUGUCUUUUUGUUAUAACAACUUUGUCAUAAUGGUUUCCUAAAUGUUAGGUUUGCCGAAAAUUUAUUCCAAUACAGCUUGCUUUGUAGACACAACCUAGAAUUGGCAUGCGUAGAAAUGCUAUCAGCCUGUUGGCCUUAUUUUGUUUUCUGAAACAUGUUUAAGUGUGGAAUGUUCCCUGAUUUUACUAGAGAAGUACCAAGGGUAUCUUAACUGUUUGACAACUCCUUUACAAAUUAAAUAUUACAUGUAUUUCUUUAAAAUCGCUUGUUUUGAUUUCUCUCUUAGACAUAUUUUGCUAAAAUAUCAAUUAACAGCUCUCUUCUGAUUUUAAUGAUAUACCUAAGUGCUGAUGAUCAAGUUAAGUUUUUUGUCUCAUAUUUUUAUCCUGUCAUGUAGGAAUUCGAAAAUCAGUUAUCAAAAAUCACUGGUAUGCUCGAGCCUGAACACGUUGUCUUUAGUAGUUAGAACGCAACUUGGAAACUUUUGCACCUUUACCUAACUGUAUAUGUGAGAGCGUUAAGCGUGAAUCUCGGCGUUGCAACUUAGAACCAUCCUGUUCUAUACACCAAAAGUGUAUAUGUAUAUGGUAUACAUGCUUUUUUUGUUAUAAGGAACCACUUUAUAAGGAACCUACAUGUAGAAGGUCGAAAUAUUUGAAGUGGCUGCACACUAACAAAUAUACCUUACCAGGGACUAAAAUAUCAGGGGAAAGUUUCUAAUUUUCGCAAGUGACUAAAUUUUUCUCGAUUCAUUGCUACCAGACAGGUACUUUCCUCGAUUUCUUUUCACCGGACAAGUACCAGAAGUAUCAUGUUAAACUAUUUUAUUUGUUUGUUUGUUGGUAGUUAAUCUGAUUUUUUUUAUUUAAAAUUUUUUUACAAGCUUUCAAUUGAAGUAUGAGUAAAAACGACUUAUUCGAGAAUUUGUUCCGUGAAAAAUGACUAAAUCUUCACAAAUGACAAACUUUUGCCCCUACAUUUCUUCGUCCCACUUUAUGCUUUCCUAUCCCAUAGGGUAGACAGUAUUGUUGUAUUUAGAACUCUGAUAUCAUAUCAGGGAAUUCAAGUCAAGUAAAGGAUCUUCCUCGAGGCUGAGAUUCCCCUUGAAGUUUCCUAAGUUUGACGAAUAUGUUUAAUUGAUUCCAGAUCAUUUCCGUCAGACACUGCCGAGGUUAGCUUAAAAGUAAACUACAAGGAAGACCUUUGGGCUAAAUUUCCAAAAAUAAUUAUCUUCUUCCAUUUUUAGAUACAGUCCCCAUCUUUUCUUGUAGGAAAUAAUGGCCAUGAGAAUGUCCUGUCGACGUUAUUCUGUUAAAAAACAGUCAAAAAAUAUCAUUAAGAUCGAUUAAAAUGUGAUGAUAUUUCCCUAGAGGUGUUUAAUUUGCUAGUUGAUUCCAAAUCGAUUUUAACGUUAUCUUCAAUGACACUGUUUUUAAAUAAAAACAUUUACUAGCCCAAGAUGCUUUCUGACGUUCUUCAGUGAUAAAUUUGCUUGAGUUGAUGUACAUGAAGGUUUGUCAGCCACAUUUUUUUGUUUUCAUUAGACCUCCAUUCUUAAAGCUGCAAGCGACAGGUAUGUAAGUGACAGGGAUCACUUUAGAACCAUUGGCAAUUUGAGCAGCCAUUUUGGCCUAACUGAGUUGCGCUUCUUUGAAUGGAAGGUCGUGCUGCAAACCCUCUCAACUGUUUCAAUUAUUGAGUUACGUUCGCUAACCCUUGCCAACCCAAACCCGAUCCAUCAAUAAACCAUGUUACCUCAAUGAUAAUUCUACCUUUCAACCACGUCUCACUUUCUAUUCGUGUUGGCUAACCUUAAGGAUAUUACUAACGGAGCUGAUGUAUCACUAUCAUUUCAUUUGCUUCACCAUAGAUUAACCGUGUAGAUCUUAUCCCACUCAUCUUUGCAAGGUUGUCUGUCUUGCAUUUCUGUGAUCGUUUGUCAAUGACAGCACAGUUCGAUAAUUGCGAGUGAAACUAAGAGCUGCUAGCUCGGUUAGUUUGACGUCAAUUUCAUUAUUCGAGUUGACGAUAUCGAAGGGUAUUUGGGAGGUUUGUGGCCUGAGAGCAGCUUAAUAAACUCAUGUUUAUCGGUAAAACCCACUUUUCUUUCACUUGGCUGAAACUGACACCCAUAUAAACGUGUUUGUUUUGUUGGAACGCCGUCCCCUUUAUGACUUCGUCCAAAGUCUCUGGGAGAAUUGUCGACAAAUUUGAAUCAUUGUUUGCCGUUUGCAUGGGCUCCAACACAGCUUGGCAAAUGUGGAUGGGGUGAAGCUCAAUUGUUUUACAUGACCCCCCCAGUCCCCCUUAGUCGGAGACCUUGGUUUGUUGAAUACGGAUUAGCCAAUUGAGAAACUGCCAUUUUGAUCUCGCCCUCGGUUAACUCGGGAAACGCUAGAUGUGAUGUCACGUUAGCAUUGUCAACUGCAGUAAAGGCAGAAUCGUAUUUUCUUUGAAUGCUUGGGCAUCCCAUGAUGGGCAUCCCAAAUGCCUUCUGGAAUGCUGCUGUCAUUUGCCAUAUAUUAUCACCUUAAACAAAGAACCUACUUGACCUGAUGUGGGAGUGACGUUGUUUACUAUCCUUAAUGGUUGACAUUUGAGAUCUAUUUAUCCCAAUUUUUAUUAAUAGCUCUUUGUUGUCAAUUUAAUGCAUUCAAAUUCCAUUUGGUAGCAUAACUGCCUUCUGGUUGAACAUUCUCCAUCCCCCGAAAAAGUCAACUCGAAAAAGUAUUGUCUAGAAUAUUGUACUAGAUUUUUCUUGCGUUUCCAAGGUUCAACAUGAUUCCUUUAACCGACAUCAUUCCUUGUCAAGAACUUGUUUAUUCUUAUUUUUCGUGUUUCUCCUGCUAUUCUUGAUGUUUUCAUAUUAUACUCUUGGUCCUUAGGGAAGGAGGUGGGGCGUUUGGUCUUCAACCCUAUUCCAAUGACAAGUUUGGUACUGUUACCUCCCACAUUAAACAGCGUAUCAAAGUCACUUUUUCAUCAAUUUUGUUUCUUAUGGCCACUAUAUCCAUAAUGUUAUCAACCAGCCCUAACAUUUGUUGAAAAAGAUACAUCGUUAUAUGUAGAACAAAAGCAAUACAAUGGAGGUUGGUUAAGUUACUCCAGAAAAGGAAAAGCGUUGUGCCAAACUUCCUUUAAGUCUCAGCCUAAAUGCCACUGGCAUGAGGAAAGCUUUAAGAGUUAAAUCUUGUUCAGGAUUAAAUGUUGUUUAAGGGAGACGACUCCUUCUGUGGUUAAGAUUUACUCUAUUGACCAAUGGGAGAAUUAUCAUGCCACAAGUCAUACCUUAAAUGUUUGAAAAUCUUUCAUAGACAAAUAAUUGUUUUAUUUCUUUAAUCAAUGAAUGGUGCAUUGAAUUACAGGUUUCAUGAUCUUUAUCUUCUUAACUAACACUCGUCAAUGCUCCGUUAUGAAAGGAGCCUUCUUUUUCCAGUUGAAUCCUUUCACAAUAAACAAAAAUUGUCUUCUUCCAUCAUUUAUGAUGUUGGCAUAAAUUAUUAAGUGGUUCGGACGAAUAUUGUUGUUUUAAUUUGUCAGUGCGGGUGCUUGGGAUGAAUUAUGGUUUUUUGUUGAUGAUGGCCUAGCUUCAGCUGCUGUUGAGUUGCCGAGAAACGAAGUUUCGUCAUCAUGUUGGUGUUUAUGGUAACAAAGGACGAUCUUGAUCGUUACGGAAUAUGGAAAACAUUUAUUGGAUCAAAGCAGCCCUCGCUUACUCAAAUGCUGGAGUUUGGGAAAUGGGCCGUGUUCAAGCCAAUAGGACUGCUUAUGCAAGCGACGAUAAUCGACUUCAACAAUGACGACGAUGCCUUGGAGAGCAGCGAAACGAUUGAAAUAUCAACCCAGUACCCCCAAUCUACGACUGUAGUGCCAAAAUCACCUGGGCCAGCGACGGCUCCCCCACCUCCUCCCCCUCCACCUCCACCUUGCCCGGUUAUCAAGAAUAGAAUUGAACAAGAAAACGAUGAGCCAAAAUGCAAGAAACUGAGCUGGAAGGAAUUGAAAAUUGAUUUGAGGAAUACUGUUUGGGAGAAGGUGAACCAGCAACUGCUUUCACUGGUUGAUGUUAUUGACAAGAAUGAAGUUUUUGAAUUAUUUAAAGAAAAACCUCGAAAAUCUCGAAAAUUUUCAGCACAGUCGCCAGUCGCAUCGAUGUCAGAAGAAAUCCAAACCAUUGGGGGCAAGAAGCAACUGAACAUAUCUAUUGCGUUGGCACAUCACCAGUUAAGUGCUGACAACCUCUUCAAUGCCAUCAAUAAUGUGGACAUUGGGCUGAUCGAAGCUGACUUUCUUUCUUCGAUGGAAAGUUUUCUUCCAGACCAAACUGAGGAAACGUCACUGAUGCGCAAGUUUUCUUCAACCAACAUAGCCAUGGGGUCCGAAAUAUUAACAGACCCAGAGAGAUUCUCUUUGCUGUUAUCGAGCGUGCCAGAAUACCGUAAAAAGAUCCGGGCAAUGGUUUUUCAGUGCUCGUUUUAUGACAGAGUAAAUGCAAUUUGCCAAAAUCUCGAUAUCGUAAGAGAUGCAGCAAGAGAGAUACGACACAGCAGCAAACUUGAAACUGCCUUGUUGUAUAUACUGUCUCUAGGGAGGUUGAUGAACAACAGCUCGACAGAAGCAUUCAACAUCGACUUUCUCUCAUCAGCAUCUUGCUUCAAAUCGGCAGAUGGAGACACUACGUUUCUCAUGUACCUCGUUCAGAAGCUGACAACAAAUGAUUCAGAGGCGCUUCAACUAGCAGAGGAGCUACCUACCCUACAGCAAGCUGUCAAAGUUUCUUUGAAUGAUAUUGACCGAGAUUCGACCGAGUUGGCAGUUGAAUAUGGGUCCCUUGCUUUGGAAUUGGAUUCAAUUAUCGAGGAAAGCCAAGCAUUCAAGGAAUUCCUCAGACAAGGGAAGUUUGACUUGAAUCAUUUAAAACGCAAGCGCCGACAAGUUCAGCAAGAUUUGAAAGAUCUCACAGGUUACUUCGGCAUUGACCCCAACAGGUCGCAGCCAAUGAACGUUUUCUCGACAUUAAACCAGUUUAUCAAAGAUCUGAUGACUGCAAAUGAAAAUCUGUCCAAAAAAGUUUUAUCCCGAAAAAACAGCUCACGUGCAAUGAUGCGAUCGACUUCGGUGCCUAGUUUCAAGCGAAGCAGUCGAAACUCGAGCUUUCGAGGCAGUCGUAAUUCCAGCGCCAAGAGCAGUCGUAACUCUAGUGCAAGAAGUAGCUUUCGAAAAGUCAGUCGUAGUAUCAGCAUCGCUAGCAGCACGUCUGAUGUUACGAACGGUAGUCAAGACGGCCUUCAAUUUCGAACUCGGCACUCUCGCAAUUCAUCGCGGGAUGUGUCUUCAGAAAACGCUAGUCUGUGUAGAGACAGAGUCGUUGAAAGCCCUCGUUCGAGGACUUUCAAAAGAGACAGCGUGAUCGAAGGAUCUCGCUUGAAGUUUGACAACGAAGACAAGAUCGUCGAGGGUUCGUCUUUGACGCCAUCAAAAUACGAUGAUGAAGGGUAUGGCUCGUUUAGCAGGUCACUUACCCCCAAAACAAGACAGUUUUUGAAAUCUGAGCUAAUGAGACUCGAAAAAGAGAGACUUAAAGAGCCGGAUCUCUCUAAAUAUAGAGAUUUUGUUAACCAAAGAAAAAAGGAAGAUAAACAGAAAAGUAAUCAUUCAACAGAUUUAAGAGAUACAGAAAAACCACAAUCCCACGAAAACCAUAGAUAUGAUUCUAAAGAACGAGAAGAAAAGAGAAAAGCUUUGUUAUCUCCUGUCAGAGAAAAUUCAAAUGUGAAGAAAGUAUUGGAGCGAGAAAGGGGUUCAAAUAGCAUUGCUGGAGCGGUUAAUGGGUCAGACAAAGACAAUCGCUUCAGUAAGGAGGAUUUUGUAAGCAAGUUUGAAAACGAUAAGGACUUGAGAAGCAAGCAGUACUCUGUUGCUAAUAGUUAUGACGAAGUUAAGGAACAGAAGGAAAAAGAAGUAUUGGAUGCUGAUGUGAAGCCAACUAGGGCUGGAUUGCGAGGGCGCAAUGACGAUUUUCAUUGGGAUGAGAUAAGAGAGAAACUGAGAAGAAGGAAGUUGGAAAAAGAGAGAAUAGCCAGAGCAAGUGACAAAAAUGAACCAAAUGAGCAGGAGUGUGUCACAGAACGAGGUAAAGAAUUGAAAACUCUGCGAUGCAGAAUGAAAAUGCCAGAUGGCAAGCAAUGCCUCAACACAUCAGAAAAAGAAAAGAAAGUCAAGGAAAACAUCGAGAGGUCCAAUAGAAUAUUGCCGAUUCAGAUGAGUAAAGAUUCUGGUACAGAGAAAGAUUCCUUAUCUAGAAAUGGAUUGAGUGUCAAGGUAGAAACACAUCCGCAAAAUAGUCGACUCAGCGCGAAUUCUGAUGACGGUAAGCAAAGAAAAAUAGAGAAAGAUUCGGAAUCACCAAUGAAUGGGAAGGUACAUAAUGCAAGCCAAAUGAAAAUAAAACGAGAUGACCCACUAAAAGAAAGAGCAAGCCAAAAAGGUUCUUUACAAGAUAGCAGCUCAAAAAUAGAAGGUAAAUCAAACAAGGAUGGUAACCAGAAUAUAACUAAAAGUUUUAUCAGAGGUGGCACGCGGAGUUCAUUAACCAGAAACAGAAGCUCACUUCGAAAUUCAUUCAAAUCCGAUAGAGGUCUGAGGAAGGUCAGUGUAAAAGCAAUGUUGGCAAAGGAUGUUCACAAGAUGGUCGCAAGAGCCAAAUCUGAGUCGCAUGCUGGUGAUGCAGCGACAAAGCGAAGGCGCACAAAGUCCGAGGGGCUCCAAGCUGUGAUAUUAAAACCAGGUUUAAUUGCUGAGGAUUUGCCAUUAAAGGUUGACUUAGAAAAUUCAGAUGCGAACAAUGAUAACAAGCAAAAGUUGAAUAAUGGAACAAGUGUAGGCCACAGCAAAGAUUUUGCUAUAGUGGACGAUAUAUCUCUAAAAGACACUGGGCCUGUAUUGCGUAGGACAAAGUCUGCAAUAAUCAACCGAAAUGUACGAGAGGCGAAAAUUGUAUUUUUCUUGUAAACUGAUUUUUAAUCUUUAACGUGUAGAUAAUAUUACUACUAGAGAUCCGAUCGCAGAAUUAAUACGGAUGCAAUUUUUCAACUUAGAUUUAAUAGCGAUUUAGUUUGCCUUAACGUGAAAAGGUAAUCCCUUGAAAUGUAGUUCUUGAAUUGUUAGUUUUGCAUCGCAUUGUAAAUAUUCUUUAUUCGUAGUCGCUAUUUUUGUGAAGUAAACAGCACUUCCAUUCAUCAGAAUUUCCACCUCAAGGACCUCAAGUUGAUUCCUUGGUCGUUCGUUGCUACCGCGCUUUACGGAUUCAUUUUAAAAUAAAGAUUUUAAGAUCUUGCAUCAGUUUAAAAAAAAUGAGUUGCACACAUCAUUAUGAAAUUGGGUUCCUAUAUUUAAUUUGUCACGCUAGGAAAUUUUUCAACAAAAUUCGCUUUUCAUGGUUUUCGCAGCUGCAAACAGUGAAACACAUUUCUGUCAAGAUAUUUGUAAGAGAGGGAACAUUCUUUGAAUGGGUCUUGCCCGCACAAAUAGGCCCGAAAUUCGAAAAAAUUUGCCUGAUUGGGGGCGGGGGGAGGGGUUGCCCGGUGGGUCCUUUCUUAUUGUCAAGUGUAAGCACCCGUCUCUUUAAUAUCUCUGAGAAAUGGGCUCAAUUUUGUCAUAUAUAUCUAGGACAUAGAAGAUAGAAUAAUGGGUGCAUGAUAUGGGAAUCUUAAAGGACAAGUGACACACUUUUCACCCUAUCUUUUCUUUUCAUUUACUAAUAGAUCAUCAUUUGAGGUACGUUUUUCCUGGUUUAGAACAAAAAAUUCUAAUCAGGGGGCGCAGGGGGCGCGAUUUUCCUUUUUAUCACGUGACCCUAUGACGUACAUUGUGAUAACUCGGAAUUUUCCUGUCAUUAAUAGAGAGUUUACGAAAUACGACGCGACAGGUCCAGACGAACUGAAUUCGGUUAGAAGCGUGUUGUAAACGUUAAUAUUGCACUGUAUACCAGUAGCAGCAAUAACAAAUUAUCACAAUCUACGUCACGGUGUCACGUGAUUCAUUUCCCGCCAUAAUUUGAAAAGGGUUUUUAAGUAGGAAAAUGAAAUCAGAAAGGAAAAAUAUUUCAACAGCACUCUCAUACAGCAUUUUACUUUAAGUUAAAAGAAGAAAAAAAUUUGGCGCCAAAAGCGUGUCACUUGUCCUUUAA
Rhopilema esculentum is the source of this 8415-nucleotide messenger RNA. RefSeq lists its product as uncharacterized. Lineage: Eukaryota; Metazoa; Cnidaria; Scyphozoa; Rhizostomeae; Rhizostomatidae. The record is from RefSeq and is a predicted model, not a curated record.